CUUUCAUCGACACUCUCCCGCGCCCAGGAAUUUCGGCACGGCGCCGAAUAAAAUUAAGGAUUGCCUUUUUUUUGGCAUACUUGCGUCGCGUCAGCGCGCGAUUUCCUAGAGCGCGUAAAUACUUUCCGGAUGCCGUGGACUCUGCUCCUCGUAUCUACUGACGUAUGCACGAAAUCCGGAUACACGAGAAAGAAAGUGGGGGCACUCGGAGGCACGUGGUCGCCACUGGGAUGCGCAUGUCAACAUAAAACGAAGCGGCAAACGAGACCGGGGCUCAGUGUGUACCUGACGGUCGAUCGCUAACGAUAAUCGGGACGAUCUGUGCGAGAGCUUGUCGUGAGAUUGUUUGACAACAAUUGUUUGACAGCGGCAGUUGCGUGAAUUUUUUUGCCACACCUGCCGGCGUGAAGCGUGUGUCGCGAAUAAUACGUGAAGAGCGAAGAGGAAGAGUAAGAACGCACGAAGACGACGAUGAUGAUGAUAAUGAUGAUGAUGACGAUGACCAGCAGCAGGACUCUUAUCGCGAAGGUCAUCACCUGCAUUCUGCUAGGCUGUUGCGUGACGAUGCGAGUUACGGGCUCGGCGAUACCGAUGUGGGAAUUUCUCUCGAGAGAUGAGAAAAUGAGUCAUUUGUACGGAUUAUUCAGUAAACAAGUAGCACAGUACUGCGCCGAUUCAUCGAGGCCGGACUGCAAUAAGAAUCUACUUGUGUCCGGCAUAAGGAGCCUCGCCGGCAUGAAUGACAACGUUCUCGAUCAGCUGGAUCCCUAUCAGCGCGGCGCCAAGGAAAUGAUUUGGCGUGCCCUGGUGGGAAACAAUAGAUUUGCGUCGAGAAUCGGCCACGAGAAUGACGAGUCUUAUCUCACGACUGGAGCCGACUUACUAGCGAGCAGUGGCAGCGAGACGAACGGCCUCGCGGAGGAGAGCGUGGCGAGCGGCGAUUACGUUCUACCAUCGGAACCGGGGCCGUAUCUGGCGGGUCCGAUGGUGAUACGAGUUUAUCCGGACGGCCGACCGGUUCCGGAGGAUCAGAAACGUCCGUUGCCGAGGGACGAAGACGUCGAUGAGCUCAGAUACUCUCGUUUGCCAUCAAUAGAGGAGAUCGAGGCUAAGAGCGGUAGCAAGUUCUACGGGAAAGGCGCGAACGAGCCGGCACCGGCCAAAAGGAGAAUGUCCUUCGUAACCGACAAGGACUAUCGACGAUCGGCGGAACCGCUACGUCUUCACGGCAAUCCGCUGACCUACGAAAGAACAGUGCUUCGAGGAGCGAUUAAUGAACGUGGAGUGCGUUACUAUUGAAGAGGAGAAGAGAGAGAAGAGAGAUAUUUCGUGUUUUUUCUACCUGAUACGAGUUACCUCGCUACAUCACCUAGUGAAGGAAUGGAAGAUUGUUGAAAAAAAAAAAAUUGCCGCUAAUUAUAAGAUCCUGCGAAGAGAUGUUACCGUGAUAGAUGACAUCGUGCUUACUGCGAUAAUAUAUGGAAAGCAUGAGAGAAAAACUAAAGAUAUCUAGCGAUAUAUAAUCGUAGUCGCGGUACACGUCACCAUAGAUUACGAUUUAAUGAUCAGCUGUACAAUUACAAAUUUAUUGCCAGCGCGCAUUCUUAUUUAUCUGAUAUCGUUGUUGCGGUGAAUGUGCAAAAUAUUGUACUCUUUUUUUCUUGAAUCUUUAGACUGUAGAAUAGGAAUUUAGCGAGGAAUGUGAUCCAAAAAUGUUGUCUGAGAUAAAAGUUUACGAUUUAUAUAAAUCGCUUAUGCAGCGAUUUAUAUAAAUAAGAGGAAUUCACGGUUUGCGAACCGCCUAAAUUGGCUUGACGAUUGGUCGGUAAUUAAAUUCUUAUCUCGAUAACACAUAACAAUCGCCGACCAUGAAAUAUCAUUUAGUUUCUACUUAUUUAAUUUUAUUCAUUUAUUAUUUAUUUAAUACUCAAUGUAAUUGUCAUGGCAUAUGUAAAAUAUUACGACACAAACAUCGGUGAAAUUUUAUCAAUUUUAUCUCUUGGACUGUGACUAAUUCAAAAAUCUUUGACUCCUCGUUCAAUCUGUUAACGCAAGAAAAUCGCACGUAUUUAAAUUUAUUUUGCGAUAUAUUUGAAAUGAGAAAUAGCGGUUGAUUAAAGUGAAAUUCUCUUAUAUUUUUAUUCCACAAAUUUAAAUCAUAUAUUAUUUUUUUCUGAUAUAUUCGCGUCAUCGCGUCGCGUAAGGGAACCAGUGUGCCUCGCUGAAAAAAUAACAUAUCGCGCAUAUCAUUUUAAUCACCAUUGAAGAUGGUUAUACAAACUAUUUAAUUUUAAUGUAUAACAAUACUUGUGCUGGAAAAAUUAUUGCUUUCGAAAAUAUCUGUAGCUAGUUACACAUAGAGUCCUAUAUUAUAAUAUAAUAUAGGACUCUAGUUACACAUACAUAUAAUUUGUACAUGAUAGUAUUAUAAUGAUAGUAAUACUCAUGGAUCAUAUUUAUCGGAUACACAUUGUUGUUUGCAUAAGCAAGUAACAAUUUAAAAAAAUCUACUUGACGAUUUACGUGACGAUUACAAUUGUUUAUUAAAUCUAUACAUUUUCACGCUUAUUUGUAAAUACUUGAUGCAUUUGCUAUUAAUUUUAAAUAUCUACAUCAAUAAGAUAGAACUUAAAGUGUGAUAAAAUAUAGAAUGUAAUAUAUAUUUGAAAAGAAAUUAACAAUAAGACAAUGUGAUAAAUUAAGACUAACGUGAUGCCUAAUAUAUAUGUAUAAAUACAUACAUAUACACACAUACAUAUAUGUAUACGAAUCACUCUAUUAUAUUAUAAGGAGCCCGAGAUUUUAUAUAUGAUUAAAAAUCUUUAUUUUAUAAGUAUAAGUACUUGAAAUUAACAGAAUUUUGUUGUUAUUAAUAGAUAAUAAUUAUUAUAAAUAUGCACAGAUUUUUUGCUUUUAUAUUUUAUUAAUACAAUUAUCAAAAUUAUUACUUCUCAGUCUUGUGUAUACAUUAUAGAUAAUUUAUUUAAAUAAUUAUCAUAUCCAAAGGUUGAAAUAUCUCUUAUCUUAGUUUUCAAUUCAUUAUUUUGUCAUAAAUGAAUGAGAUAUUAAUCUAUUUUUUUAAUUUUGUCACAUUUUCUCUUAUCGUCUUGUCAUCCAUGUUUUGUUUUAGUAUAUAUAAAUUUGAUAUAAAAAUUUGACAUCAUGACAUAAUGCUAAAUUAUACUAAAGCGAUAACAAUAUUAUACAUAUAUGUAAGUUUUGUAUGAUAGUAAUAUCACAUAUAUUUUAAGAAUAAAAAGAUGACUACACGCAAUACACUAUACUGCAUCUUUGUAUUAUUUUAUACUUUGAAAAUUGUAAAACUUAUAUACUGAUGUAUUAAAUACAUGAUAUUAUAAUGAAUGAAUAUAUUAAUAAUCAUAUUUAUAUACAUUUUAAUUUAUCAACUUAUAUGCUUCUGAAACUAGUUUAAUAUAUAAAAAUACACAAUAUAUAUGAAUGAUUUUAUAUAUAUGGAAUUUCAUAUAUAUAUAUGAAUUUUUUCUUCUUAAGAUAUUUAUAAGUUGUACAGCAAUUAUUUGCAAAAAUUGAAAAAUGAGUUGUAAGAACAACUAAUUUUUAGAUAGUAAUUUUUACUAUAUUGUA
Messenger RNA from Cataglyphis hispanica, 3606 nucleotides. RefSeq names its product rhythmically expressed gene 5 protein (gene Reg-5). The transcript has 4 exons. NCBI's taxonomy places the organism in Eukaryota, Metazoa, Arthropoda, Insecta, Hymenoptera, Formicidae. The record is from RefSeq and is a predicted model, not a curated record. Bases 472 to 1299 code for a protein of 275 amino acids.